CAAGGUCGUGGAAGGGUCCGAGAUGGCGCUCUGAAUCAGCAGAACCGUUGACGGCUUUGACUAAUUAACCUGCGCUUCAUGGAAAUAGCACCACGGUGCAUGACACUACCUUAUUUUAAGCUCGUGAAAAACAACAGAGCCUCAGGUCUCCAACGCUCCAACACCUUCGGGCACCUAAAAUCUAGAGAGAGAGAGAGAGAUGGCUGAAGAAGAAGAAGGGCAAUGGACCCUUGAAGUUACACCAACGUGGGCGGUGGCAAUUGUUUGCUUUGUUCUGAUAGCGGUCUCCUUACUCAUUGAGUACGGUCUACAUCUUUUGGCCAAGUACUUCAAGAAACAGAGGAGGAAGUCUCUCAUUCAAGCUCUUGACAAGAUUAAAUUAGAUUUGAUGCUUUUGGGAUUCAUUUCUUUGUUCCUGACUGUUUGCGAAAAGCCGAUUGCGAAUAUCUGUAUUCCAAGGAGCGUGGGCGAGACUUUUCUUCCAUGUCCAAGAAUGAAAAGUGAUGGGGAGGAGGAAUCCAAAUGUGAAGAGCAGGGAAAGCUUUCUUUCUUGUCCAGAAAAGGUGUCCAAGAACUCCAAUUGUUGAUCUUUGUUGUGGCCUUCUUCCAUGUUUUCUCUAGCUUCCUUACAUUCAGCCUCGGUCUAGCUAAGAUGAAAAGGUGGGAAUCUUGGGAGGCAGAAACAAGGACAUUGGAAUACCAAUAUUCUAAUGAUCCAAGAAGGUUCCAGCUAAUUCAUCAAACGUCCUUCGGGAGGCGACAUCUACAAUUUUGGAGUGAAUAUCGGCUUCUUCGUUUGCCGGCUUGUUUCCUUCGGCAAUUCUUCAGAUCUGUCUCAAAAGUAGACUAUUUCACUCUUCGACAUGGAUUCAUUAUGGCCCAUUUCGCAGAAGGAAGCAACUUCGAUUUCCAAAAGUAUAUAAGAAGAGCUUUGGAAAAAGACUUUGGAGUAGUGGUGGGAAUAAGCUUCUGGAUUUGGAUCUUUUCAGUAGUUUUCAUAUUCCUAAAUGCACAUGUGUUUUACAACUACUUCUGGCUUCCCUUCAUUCCAUUGGCGAUGCUGUUGAUAGUUGGGACGAAGCUACAAGGGAUCAUAACGAGGAUGUGUGUGGAUACUAACGACAAGUCUCACGUAGUUAGAGGAACGUUGCUUGUUAGGCCAAGCGAUCACUACUUCUGGUUUGGCCGGCCAACGUUGCUUCUCCACCUUAUGCACUUCAUUUUAUUUCAGAACUCCUUCCAAUUGGCAUUCUUCACAUGGACUUGGUUCAAAUUCGGGAUAAGAUCGUGCUUCCACCACGAAACUGAGGACAUAGUCAUAAAGCUAGUCAUGGGAUUGUUGGUUCACAUCCUCUGUGGCUAUGUAACUCUGCCUCUAUACGCUCUAGUCACGCAGAUGGGGACGUCGAUGAGGAAAGCAGUGUUCACCGAGGGAGUGGUGGAAGGCCUAAAGAGAUGGCGGGUAACGGCCAAGAAGAAAGUAGCUCUCAGGAACAACUCAGCACGCCGAUCGUUGGAUGCUUCCAUUACUUCGCUUGACACUUCUGCAUCUUUCAGUACUGUUGAUGGUGUUUCCUUUCAUGUAGAACUAGUUAAUCGCUUCGGUGAUGCCCCUGAUACCGAAUUUUCGGCAGUUGAAGUGGGGGAAGAUGAUAGUGUAGGCUUGGUAGCUGCAUAAACAACAGAACAUCAUCAAAAAUUGAGUUCAUUUGAGGGUUUUGACUUGGGCAAAGCUCUAUGAUUUUUCACAUUUUCUCCUCAGUUACUUGUCUCUUCAUAUUUUCUUCUUCCAAAUUGAAGGUGACAUUGUUGGAACUUGGAAG
Molecule: messenger RNA, 1823 nt
Organism: Rhododendron vialii
Lineage: Eukaryota; Viridiplantae; Streptophyta; Magnoliopsida; Ericales; Ericaceae
Product: MLO-like protein 12
Exons: 14
Coding region: 200-1678 (492 amino acids)
Biological process (GO): defense response
Cellular component (GO): membrane
Source: RefSeq, a predicted model, not a curated record